This is a messenger RNA of Phascolarctos cinereus (koala), 560 nucleotides long. Lineage: Eukaryota; Metazoa; Chordata; Mammalia; Diprotodontia; Phascolarctidae. The record is from RefSeq and is a predicted model, not a curated record.
GCCAGCUCCUUGGGGCAAGUUCCUGUCUGACUAUCCCGGUCUCCCUUUCUCCUGACCCGCCCCUGGCGUCCCCUAAGUGGAGGCUUUGCUGGUUCCUCGGGUUCCUGCUGACUGUCUGAGAUGAGCCCAGGAGACCAAGUGAUAGUGGCCAACCCCCGCUACCUGGGCCCCAGGUGUCUAUGAUGUUUGAAGAUGUGGCCGUGUACCUCACCCAAGAGGAGUGGGGCUGCCUGGGCCCUGCUCAGAGAGGUCUCUAUAAGGACGUGAUGCUGGAGAAUUAUGGGAACCUGGUCUCACUGGGAUUUCCAGUGUCCAAACCUGACGUGAUCUCCCAGCUAGAGCGAGGGGAAGAGCCAUGGGUUCUCAACAUGCAGCAGAGGGCAGAAAAGAGAGAGAUUUUGAGAGGCAGCUGCUCAGGCACCCAAGGAUGGGUUAACUUGGUGUCUUCUGACUGCUAACCACCUAUUCUCCUUCUAAGCCCUUAUGGAAUGGAAUUUGGUUUCAUACAAUCUUCACCCCACCUGUCUCUUCUUGAAGCAAACACAAAGCCCUCUUGAGAU